GUACUCAAGUUGGAUGAAACAAAACAACGAAUUACAUUUGCUUUGGGUGAAUGUUAAUGUUUUUGGGCCUGGGUGCAUGUUUGGGUCUUGCUGGUUUACAUUCUAUGCUUGUGUGUUACCCCCACCCCAUACAACACACACACACACACACACAACCACAAGCGUACAUCCACACAACACUCAUGCGCACACAUUAUGCCCCUUUGUCCCCUUAUCUCACCCCACCCUUCCAGACACAAGAGAGGAGGUGGAGCGCAGACAGACAUGCAAAAAGGAAAUCGGAGUGAACAGCAAUCAAGGUGAGGAGACACAGUUGGUGAGAGAAGCUUCAACGCACCGUCCCGAGACAGUUCAUGAUGGUGGACCUGUUCGUCGAUCGGGUCCUGGUGAAGAAUAACAGGGACCAGGAUGAGCUGGACACUGAACAUGAGAUUGCCAUUCGCCUGCAGAACCGCAUCCUGAUGCUUUUCUUUGCUUCUACUGCAUGUGACAGAUGUCGACAGUUUGCACCCAAACUCAGUGACUUCUUCACACGCUUGACAGAUGAGUUCUAUGUGGAUCGCUCUGCUCAACUGGUCCUCCUGUACAUCAGUUUGGACCAAUCGGAAGAACAUCAGUACGACUUCCUCAAACAGCUGCCCAAAAAGUGCCUGUUCCUCGCCUAUGAGGACCCCUACAGGAGGGAGCUGGAGGAAAUGUUUAACAUCAAGGAGCUUCCCACAGUAGUGGUCCUACGUCCCAAUUGCUCCGUCCUCACCCCAAACGCAGUAGAUGAGAUCAUCCGCCUCGGUCCGGCCUGCUACCGCAACUGGCAGGAAGCGGCAGAGCUCAUCGACAGGAACUUCAUGAUUACUGAGGACUUUCAAGAGAAGUCCAUUUGUAGCUUCACUGCCCCCGUGAGAAGACUCAAGUACAAGGUGGAGGACGAGAAGAAAAGGAACAAGAAAAGAAUACCGGGUGUAGUUGGAGAGAAUGCAAAUGUGGAUGGACAGGGAGGAUGGUCACCAUGGUGAUGAAGACAAUACCAACAAAAUAUUGAGUGAGAAUGUGUCUGAAAAGCUGCCACUUUUGUCGGAUUUAUGGUCUUUAAGAAGGAUGAUAGAAAAAAAAGAAACUUUGAGUCUAUCAUUCUACAACUUAUUGUAGUCAGUUACAGUAUUACCAUCAGAUCAGCUGACGUCCUUUCGGAGCAAUUGGUCAAGGCCAAGUUGGCAUUAUGGAAAAUAACUUCCCUGCAUGCCCUGAUGCAUCAUUAUAAUUGUCGACAAAUGGACACAAAACUGUGUCGCGUGCAGUGUGCAAUUUGAGAUAAAAUUGCAUUGAAUUAUUUCGCUGGUGAAAUGGAUUGUUUCCGGCGUAGCGUAAUUAAAAAUAAAGACAU
Messenger RNA from Hippocampus zosterae (dwarf seahorse), 1381 nucleotides. RefSeq names its product nucleoredoxin-like protein 1. Gene Ontology annotation, cellular component: mitochondrion. The transcript has 4 exons. The record is from RefSeq and is a predicted model, not a curated record. Bases 354 to 1013 code for a protein of 219 amino acids. Lineage: Eukaryota; Metazoa; Chordata; Actinopteri; Syngnathiformes; Syngnathidae. Gene Ontology annotation, biological process: photoreceptor cell maintenance.